AUGUACCCCGCACCGUGCUUCCAUCUCCCGGCCGUCGAGUUAUAUAUACUCCGAAUCGCUGCUUCGAGAGAGGUUACCACAGCUGAGGAAGAUUGGAAAUGCCGUUUGCACCCACCCGCUCUACCAACUGACGAAAUAACCUGGAUAUGUUCAGAAUGCGGAGAUUGGAUGUGUAAACCUAGCGUAGAAUUGCCAAAGAUCAACAUGACCCUGCACGAAGCACUCCAGAAUCCCGUUUUAGGAAUAUCUGAGCCGUUAUGCGACGAUCUGGUGGAUGCUAAGAAUUUAGUCACUGAGCUGAAAUUUGUUGACAUAGAUUACUCUAUGUUUAAAAAUAUCAAGACAGAACCACUGGAUGAGCUUGCUGGUAUUGAGAGAGGAUACGAACAGUAUUUAGAUCAGAAUUUUGUUUCUGAUGAAGAAUCGCCGUCAAAUAGCGAAGAUUCGAUGUCACAGGACUCACGACCGUACAGUCUUGGAAGUGACGACGCCGGAGACUUCUUUUUACCGUUACUGAAUACACUGCCGAAAAAAUUCGAUCCCACGACCUUCAAAACCCUGAGAGAAUUUAGACCGGCAUUAAAAAGGCACAAGGAUAAGGAUUCGAACGAAGGCACGCCUGAAAAACAGUUCAAGCCUUCUUCUAGCGAACCUCAGCCUUCGACUUCGACAGCCACAGAUGAGUCAAAAAACGUAAAACUUGCCACAUUGCGCCAACUUCGUGGGCAAGUGGCAAAGGAAAUGAAAUUCAUCCAGAUAAAAUCUGGAUAUCAGCAGCUCUCAGAAGAAAGUUCUCAUAAGCAUACCCAAGGAAAGAAUAAAAAUGUCUCAGGUCAUUGCUCAAUACCCGCCACGAAGUCAACCAAGAACCAUUACGCGGAAGCAUACGCCUCUGAUACUAAAAUCAUCAAAGUCAACUCAUCAAAUCAAGGUAGUACCUCCAAGCUCCCAGAAAGAAACCAGUACUCCGCUCUCAUUGGAACAGAAAUUACUGCUGCGCUCUCGGCAAACGCAACCAGUGCUGGAAAACCCAAUCAACGAGGUGGCACCAGUGGAUUCGCAAUGGAAACUCAGUCUCAAACGCCAGCUAUCGGCCAGCAGUUGGUACGCAACACGAUACCACAAAGUUUGAUAAGCCCACAACCAAUCAGCAAGACUCUGCAAGUUCACGACACCCAACCCAACACCUCAAAAGGACCGAGUACACCACAGCCUGUAAGGAACGACAAAAUUACGGAUCCUCAGCCCAGCACCUCAAGGAAACCACUAUUACUACGAGUGAAAACACCUGUGUGGCUCAGUACAGCGGAUGUACCUCAACCUCGGGGAACCAGCUCAGAAUUAAUAAUCGCAAAAAGUCAAGCGGUUUUACCCCAGACCAGCAAAGCAUCAACAGCAGUGACACCUUCCAAACAGCGAGCCAACAUUCUGCAACCCAAGGUGAUUACCUUGGCUCAGCAUCAGCCAUGCCUAUUUCAGGAAACCAGUUUACUAUCAACAUUCCCAGAACUCCAGGCAGAAGUACCUGCGGCCAGCCUAGUAAAAACUACGGCCAAGGAGGUCAGUCUGCCUCAGCCAAGGGAACAUCAGGGAUCCAGUUCCAAAUCAGUUCUGAGAAGCAAAGCGGUAGUAUCUCCAAUUCCAGUCAACGUGGUCACUCUUCCUAUACCAGUGGUACCUCCGGGGAGUACUCCUCGAGUAAAGACGCUCUCUAUCCUUCAGAUAGUGCCGCCUCGAACAACAAACGCACGGGCAGUACCCCAGCCACCAUCUGUCAGUCCGCAUUCAACAACAAGACUUACUUCACCACCAGUAGUACAAAAAAUGACUGUCAAACGUCAAAUUUUGGAUAUGCCACAACAAAUAGCUUAUGUGACUCAGCAAGAAGUCAGUCAUGUAGUGGCCAGGGAUAUGACACAACAGGAAUUAACAUCUGCCAAGCCUCAGGAAGUCAGUUUAACGUUGAAGGAUAUGGCUCAACAUGACCUCCAGACUACGUCUCAGAAUAUUCGAGAACCCAGUCCUUCAAACAGUCAGACUCUAACAGAAGCUGGGACGAGGGGGAUGGACCGACUUAUACAGGCAGCUCGAAAUUUCGAUGCUCGCCAAAAGGAGAAGCACAAUAUAACCGUUCAGAAGCAGCGAAUCCAAGCAGGCGACCUCCAGGACACACAACUCAUACUACAGGCCUCGCCAGAAAUGAAGUGCACGCUACAGGAAGUCGGCCAGGGUCAACCAUCUUCAUCAACUCAGGCAGCAUCGUUACAAAAGGACAUCCCAAUCGCGUCUCCCAUGAAGACACAUCAGAUAUUAACAGAAAUCUAUCCUUGGAGGCUAGAAGGGAGCAGACUGAGCACACCAUCCCCAGAAUUUGCUCAGUUAGUGCAACAGAUAACAACAGAGGUUCACAAUCCUUCGACGUUGCAGGAGGACAGCCCGGUUCAACAAAUAGAGACCAGUCCACCUCAGUUGCCACUAGAGGACUUGAUGGAUCAACUGUCUUCCUUACAAGAAACUGAUCCAACAUCACCAUAUAUCAAUCCGCCUCGAUCACUGCCAGAGGAACUAUUUCAGAUCUAA
Messenger RNA from Acanthoscelides obtectus, 2580 nucleotides. Lineage: Eukaryota; Metazoa; Arthropoda; Insecta; Coleoptera; Chrysomelidae. The record is from the annotation of a GenBank genome assembly.